GACAAUGAAUAGCACCGACAAUGUACUCCUCUCAACUCUUGUAUAUUUUGAUAGAAUUGAUAACAUUUCUGCAAACAUGACCAUAAGUCUAACAGUGGCAACAUCUGGCAUGAGAAAUGGAACAAAUGUCACUUGCAUUACUUUAGUUGCGAAUGAUGAGUGUAAAAUGACUGCUACCAUCUAUGAUACAGAUGUGCCUAAAUCUAUUAAAGCAGUAGGUGUUGUAAACCGAGAGAAGGACACAGUAGUACUAGAGCUAGGAGAUAUGUUUGAUGGAGGAGGAGUUCCAAUUGAUCACUACAUUAUUCAAGUGGACAAUGGCACACAGUUGGAAACUCCAGGCCCCACUUACAGUUUUGACAUCAUGUACAAUACUACACUGUCAGUGAACAUCUCAGCCCACAACUGUGCAGGAUACAGUGAUCCCUUACCACUUGAGAUACAGUAUGAUGAAGGUGGAGUUCUUUUGUGAAAUAUUGUGAUUUUACCUGACACAAUACUCUGCUGGGGCACUUAUUGUCAUCACAAUAUCUGUUGUACUCGUUUUUUUGCUUAAAAGGACAUGUAGUAGCUACAGACAGCAGGAGAAGUGUGAUGUGGUGGAGAACUCUGCUUAUGGUGUCCAUGUUCAAGGCUCAGCUGGUGAUAGACUGGAGCCAGACUACAACAUGGAGAACAACCCACUGUAUGAGAUGAGGAUACUGUCAAAUGAGGGACACUCACACAAGACACAAACACCAGCUCCAGUCCCUGUGUAUGAGACUGUUGACAGUGCAAAGCCUCUAUAACCUGUUUCCUCAUUCAUACAUUUGUACACAACAUGUGUAUUGAAAACAUC
Molecule: messenger RNA, 838 nt
Organism: Geodia barretti
Lineage: Eukaryota; Metazoa; Porifera; Demospongiae; Tetractinellida; Geodiidae
Source: the annotation of a GenBank genome assembly